Symbiodinium natans is the source of this 4284-nucleotide messenger RNA. Lineage: Eukaryota; Dinophyceae; Suessiales; Symbiodiniaceae. The record is from the annotation of a GenBank genome assembly.
AUGGCUCCUGGGCCCCGUCCUGGCCCGCCAAUGCCCUUCCUGACCCCCCUUUGUGCCUGGCCUUGGCCCCUGGUUCUUGCUUCCUGCUCCGCCGCGGAGCUGGCGAUCGGCGUCCUCGCGCCGCUAUCGGAGUCCAGAAGCUUCAUUGCUGCCUUAGCUGCCCUGGACCUUGACCUGCGCAAGCACUACGAGGCAGCUCUGGUGGCCCGCUUCGGGCGGCCGGUGCUCGAAAUCGUGAAUCCGCAUGCGGGCCUUCAGAAUGUCACCUUCAGGAUGGGCACGACCAACAUGCAGCCCGAGAUUGGCCUCGCCACGGCUAUGGAGUUCCUGGUUGGCCUGGAUUUGGAGAAGCCUGUGGCCGGGCUCAUCGGCGCGGCGACCUCUGUGGUCUCAGGGCCCCUGGCGAUACUUGCAGGCGGACAAAAGGUGCCGCAGAUCUCCUUCGGAGCGACAGCCCCCACGCUCUCGAACAAGGAAAGCUACCCCUACUUCAUGCGCACGAUCCCACCGGAUAGCAUCCAAGCUUUGGCGUUCUGGGCGUGGCUGGUGGUCUUCAACGUCAAGUUUGCCUUGUGCAUGUACUCCGAUGAGGCGUACGGCCAGGGCAUCUUCCUGGCAUUGCAGGAGGAGGCCAUGGCAAAUGGCGAUCCGGAUCGUGUCGUAGGCCACCGACUACGAUACACGCCCCAAAGCUUCGAUGUCGACGAGGCACGCAGCGUGGCGCUUCACGUCAAAUCUCGUGGCUCCCGCUUCCUGCUCGUAGUGCUGGUGAAUAAUCUGGACCGUGUUCUCGGCGUCUUGGAAGAGGAAGGCAUGCUCAGCCCUUCAUGGCAAGUCCUUGGCUCCGAGUACGUCGAGGGCUUGCUGCCGGAGGCAUUCCCGGUUGGAUACAUGCGCAUGAACCCGCUCGACAGUGGCCCGAAGUUACAGGACUUUGCAGGCUUUUGGUCGCGGCUCACCCCGGAAGAUGUCGUCGGGGAAGAAGCGCGGUCGCGCUACAAGCUGGACAACCUCAAGGUUCCACUGGAGGACAGUCCAGCAGCGCCGAUCACGGACAGCCUCUUCACGGACGUGACGGGGCUCAGCUCGCAGGACCGCUUCCUCGUGGAUGCAGGGCACAGCUUCCUCCUGGCAAUCAACAGCCUCCUGAACCAAGGCGUCAGCCUGGGUGACGUGCGUGGGCAGAGGCUGCUGACGGAGCUGAGGAAGACAACAUUUGCCGGCAUCACUGGCUUCGUCGGCUUCGACGAGAGAGGAGAUCGGGCAAGCAACUACUACAACUUGCUGAACAUCCAGGUGGUCCAGGGACGCCGCGAGUGGGUGAAUGUUGGAGUCUUCUACCAGGCGCAGGGAGAGCUGAUCAUUUCCGGGCCCCUGACGUGGAUGGAUGGACAGCAAAGCCUGACCGUGCCGACACAUUUCUUCUUGGUGGCCGAGUGUGAGCUGGGCCUCUUCCAGGACGACCCACGCUGUCAGCCUUGCCCAAGAGGCUUCUUCUGCCUGGGUGGUAGCACCACCUACCAGGCGUGUCCGCGAGGAACCUUCACGAGCGAGGUUGGCAUGUCCAACUGCACACCUUGUGCCGUCGGGCACUUCGCGUCGACAUCGGGCUCGAGUGGCUGCCUCGCCUGCAAUCCUGGCACCCACGCCAACCGCACUGGCAUGGCGCUCUGUGACAAGUGCCCGAAAGGCACCUAUUUCAAUGACUCGGCCGCCGUCCACUGCACGCGAUGCCCACUGAACUUUACCACGGAGGAGUCGGGGUCCAUCGACAUCUCAGAGUGUGAGUGCGGCGAGGGUACGUUCCUUUGUGCCGGCAUUGGUUGUCUCACCUGCCCUAGGGGGCUCCGCUGCCCGGCGGGGCGGGGGCGGCCAGUGCAGCAAGCGGGAUACUGGUCUCCUCCUGCGGCACUCGACCAGUGCUCUUUCUCGGUGCUGCGGUGCCGGAACGGAUACCAGUGCCCACCCAACUCGGUGCUUGGCGUGUGCCCAGAAGGGCGUGAAGGAGCGGCUUGCAAUAGGUGCAAGGCCGGCCACUACCCGGUACCCCUCGGCAUCUGCGAGGCCUGCGAAAAUGAGCACGUCGUGUUUCCUGUAGUGGCCACAGUGGUGGUCACCUUCUUGUCGAUAUUGUUUCUGUCGACCAUCAACACGGACCUCCACCAGAAGAGUCUGAGCUUGCUUACAGUGGCGCUUAUUGGAGGGCAGCUCGUCAUAGCUGUGCAGGCGCUGGGCUCCAUCCAGCGGACGAACAUUCGAUGGGUGCCGCCGGUCCGGGACAUCAUCGUGAUCACCAAGCUGACAAUCUUUGAGUUCGACUUCAUCCGGAUCUCCUGCAUCUGGGGCUCGGACGACCCGGUUGGAGGCUUCGUUGUGAAGCUGUUGGCCUGCCCCGCCGGGCUGGUCAUCUUCUUCGGAGCGUGGGUGGUUGCGAGGCUGCGCGGCCGGACAACCGCCUUCGACGCGCUGUUCAACCUCUGGGGCAUGGGAGCCUUUGCCCUCUUCAUCGCUCUCACGCUGACCGUGACCGACCCGUUCCUGUGCGAGGAGAACCCGGAUGGAACAUGGUCGCUCUCCACCAACCCUGGUAUCAUCUGCUUCGCCUCCCCGGAGCACCGGGCCAUGGUGGGCCUGUCCCUGGCAGGGUUCAUCUGCUAUCCUGUGGCCAUCCUGACAUGGGCGGCCUAUGCAAUCAUCAUGUAUCCCGUGUGGAUCACCACUGGGGCUGGGCUCCGAUCUGUGAGCCGACAUCGCUUCCUCUUCCAGCGCUUUCGCCCGAGCCGCUACUACUACGGCGUGGUGGUGCUCCUGCGGAACUUCGUCGUGGCCUUGCUGCCAGUCCUCACCUCGGCGCUCCCGGCCGUGCAGGUGCCGCUGAUGGGCACCCUCCUCGUGGCCAGCGCCGUCCUGCAGGUUGGGAUAUGGCCCUGGCGGACGAAGGUCGCUAAUGUGGCGGACAUGAUGAUGGUCUGCUUCUUACAGGUCGUGCUCCUAGGCGCUGGGCCCCUCCUGGACAUCGGACAGGAGCAGUCUUCAGAGGUGCUGGGAUGGCUCCUCUGCAUCGCUGUUCUGUUGCCCAUGAUUGCUGGCUGGCUAGCCUUCUUCUACGCGGUGUACCGCCAGUACUGGCCCAAGAAGUACUUUGGUCUCUUCCUCUGCCAUCACAAAGCUGCAGCUGGGGCUCUCUGUCGGCUCAUCAAGAUCUUGGUGGCGAGAUAUAGCAGCACCGAUGUGUUCCUCGACUGCGACCACCUGGAGGACCUGGGCCUGCUUUUCACGACCCUUCGCCUCUCUUCCAAGAACGUUGUGGUCGUCUUGACCCCUGACUUGCUGAAGAGAAUGUGGUGUGCUGGCGAGAUCGUGACGGCCUUCAAGAACAAGGUCAACACGGUGGUGAUGAAGUGUGGUGACAUUGUGCCGCUGUCGACACAGGACACAGAAGAGAUCAACGGCAUAUGGACGGAGGACGAGAAGAAACUUCUGGGAGGUCACGGCAUCAGCAUGGACGACGUGAGGGAGGCCUACGCGUGGCUCCAAGGCCUCGACACCAUCUCGAUGCCUCGCUUUGGAGGCUUGGAGAUCCGCGAGCAGGCAGUGGAAGAGAUGCUGUCUCGCUGCCGGCUGCUGUCACUUCACCUGUCCUGGCACUGCAAAAGCACCGGGAACUCCGUAAAGCCACGGAUUCUCAUCACGGGCGCUGUCAAGGAGGCCGAGGCGCUGUCAGCAUGCGAGAUCCUGCAGAUCAACCUCCAGGCCGCCUUGUACGUGGAGUGCGCCGUGGUGCAGACAGGGGAGGAGACCCGGAGGCUGAGGCCUGGGGCCUUCUACUUCGUGGUGCUGCUUUCGCGGGGCAUGCUGCGGGACCCUGCCUUUGCGGAGAUCCUGAUCUCCUCUGGUGCCGGAUCCGAGACCGCAAGCCUGGAGAUCGUCACCGUGGUGGCAGAUGCGGCCUUCCAGUUUCCAGGGGCCAAGUUCUACACGGAGCUUGAGAAGAAUGGCCUGGAGACCUUGGGGCCCAAUGCGGGGCCGCGGCUGGCAAAGGCCUACAGAGCGAUGACUUCUCAAGAAGCAGACUUCAGAGAUUGCCCACCGCUUCCACCGCUACAAGAAGAAGUCCGUGAUUGCAGCCCUAGACUCAGCGGACGGGUCGGAGGAGCUGAGCAAUGCCCUGGACGAGGCGGAAGCCAUGUUCGCGGCUGUCGAGUCGCAGUUCGAGGUGGGUCGCCUAAGCACGGUGGAGCCGGAGCCGCAGACUUUCAAGUGCAGUCUCUGAUGCAGAGGUGA